GCUGCGGGUCACCCAGAGCACGGUAGAAAUGCGUUUCUCUGCAGAAGCCUCCCCGUAAAGAGUUGUGGGAAGCCGCUGUAGGUGAGGGGAGCCCAGGUCUCCGCUGAGACCUCUCAGCCCCCUUGGCCGGCCCUUUCGGCCCCGGGCUUCACAAUCCCCGGAUUCCUGAGCUCGCCCCAGAUUUGUGUGGUGACAAAGUAGCUGGUGGCUCUUGUCAGCUUGGUGCGGGGAAGCCCCGCCAACUCCGUCCAACUUCUCCAGAGCUGUCAAAUGCGAUGAGGGUGAGUCGACCAGGGUUCCUCUAACCAAGUCAGCCUCUGCCAUUGGCUUCCAUCCUCCCUCAUCUUUUCACUAACGCCCCUCCCCCGCACCUCCUCCGCUGCUCCCCCCCACCUCUGAAGACCUCUAUUCAUGUGGCCCUGAACACUGAGCUCACAUUGUCAAGAACGGAUCUGCCUGCCCUAGGAGCAGUAGCCUCCUUCCACCUCACCAUCCCAGAGGCAGCAAUCAUUGUGUCCACUAAGAUGGGGGACACAGCGCCCCCGCAGGCUCCCACAGGAGGGCUAGGGGGGGCCCCUGGGGCGGGGCUCCUUGGAGGGGGCUCAGUCACCCCAAGAGUGCACAGUGCCAUCGUGGAGCGCCUCCGGGCUCGGAUCGCCGUCUGUCGCCAGCACCACCUGAGCUGUGAAGGGCGCUAUGAACGUGGCCGAGCCGAGAGCUCAGACCGGGAAAGAGAGAGCACCUUGCAGCUCCUGAGCCUUGUCCAGCAUGGCCAGGGCGCAAGGAAGACUGGCAAACACACCAAGGCCACCGCAGCGGCUGCCACCACCACAGCCCCUCCGCCGCCCCCUGCCGCUCCUCCUACAGCCUCCCAAGCAGCAGUGACAGCAGCCCCGCCACCCCCACCAGACUAUCACCAUCACCACCAGCAGCACCUGCUGAACAGUAGCAAUAAUGGUGGCGGCGGUGGGAUCGAUGGGGAGCAGCAACCACCAGCGUCAACCCCGGGGGACCAGAGGAACUCAGCCCUGAUUGCGCUCCAGGGUUCCUUGAAAAGAAAACAGAUCGUUAACCUGUCUCCUGCCAACAGCAAGAGGCCCAAUGGCUUUGUAGACAACUCAUUCCUUGAUAUCAAAAGAAUCCGUGUUGGGGAGAACCUCUCUGCAGGACAAGGGGGCCUCCAAGUAAACAAUGGACAAAGUCAGAUUAUGUCUGGGACCUUGCCCAUGAGCCAAGCACCUCUGAGAAAGACUAACAACCUGCCUCCCCAUGCACAUUCUCCUGGGAAUGGCAUAUUUAACAUGGGUUUGAAGGAAGUGAAGAAGGAACCAGGAGAGACUCUAUCUUGCAGUAAGCACAUGGAUGGCCAAAUGGCCCAAGAGAAUAUUUUUUCUAAUAGGUAUGGAGAUGACCCUGGAGAGCAACUGAUGGAUCCUGAACUGCAGGAACUGUUCAAUGAACUGACCAACAUUUCUGUGCCUCCUAUGAGUGACCUUGAGCUGGAGAACAUGAUCAACGCCACCAUAAAGCAGGAUGAUCCAUUUAACAUUGACUUAGGUCAGCAAAACCAGAGGAGCACUCCCAGGCCCUCCUUGCCUAUGGAGAAGACAGUGAUCAAAAGUGAAUACUCGCCUGGUCUGACCCAGGGCCCAUCGGGCUCUCCUCAGUUGAGGCCCCCAUCAGCUGGCCCUGCAUUCUCCAUGGCCAGUUCGGCCCUGUCCACUUCAUCCCCAAUCCCUUCAGUUCCUCAGAGCCAGGCUCAGCCCCAGACAGCCUCAGGAGCAAGCCGGGCCCUGCCGAGCUGGCAGGAAGUAUCCCAUGCCCAACAGCUCAAACAGAUAGCUGCCAACCGUCAACAGCACGCCCGGAUGCAGCAGCACCAGCAGCAGCACCAGCCUACCAACUGGUCAGCCUUGCCCUCUUCUGCUGGGCCGUCUCCAGGUCCAUUUGGGCAGGAGAAAAUCCCCAGCCCUUCUUUCGGUCAGCAACCAUUCAGCCCACAGGGCUCUCCCAUGCCUGGGGUAGCCGGCAGCAGCAGCCAGUCAAAAGUCAUGGCUAACUACAUGUACAAGGCCAGCCCCUCGGCCCAGGGAGGGCACCUGGAUGUGCUCAUGCAGCAAAAGCCUCAGGACCUCAGUCGAAGUUUUAUUAACAGCUCACACACGGCCAUGGAGCCCCGUCUCAGCAACACCAAGCCUUUGUUCCAUUUUAACUCAGAUCAAGCAAACCAACAGAUGCCUUCUGUUUUGCCUUCUCAGAACAAACCUUCUCUCCUACACUACACCCAACAGCAGCAGCAACAGCAGAGCUCGAUGUCAGCUCAGCAGCAGCAGCAGCAACAACGACAGCAGCAACAGCAGCAACAGCAGCAGCAGCAACAGCAGCAGCAGCAGCAGCAGGCACAGCAGCCCCCAGCCCAGCCCACCCAGCCUCUUCCAAGCCAGCCUUUGCUGAGGUCACCCUUGCCGCUUCAGCAAAAGAUCCUGCUUCAGAAAAUGCAGAAUCAGCCUGCCACAGGACUGGGGUACCAAGUCUCCCAACAACACAGACAGGAUCAACACUCUGUGGUAGGCCAGAACACAGGCCCCAGUCCAAGUUCCAACCCCUGCUCAAAUCCAAACACUGGAAGUGGUUACAUGAACUCCCAGCAAUCACUGUUGAAUCAGCAAUUGAUGGGAAAGAAACAGACUCUACAGAGGCAGAUCAUGGAGCAGAAACAGCAACUUCUCCUGCAGCAGCAGAUGCUGGUGGAUGCGGAGAAAAUUCCUCCACAAGAUCAGAUAAACAGACAUUUGACAAGGCCACCCCCAGAUUACAAAGACCAAAGAAGAAAUGUGGGUAACAUGCAACCAACUGCUCAGUACUCUGGUGGCUCAUCAACAGUGAGUUUAAACUCUAACCAGACUUUGACAAACCCAGUUUCAACACACACCAUUUUAACCCAGAACUCCAGCCUCAUGUCUACGUCCCACGCAACGAGAAUGCCGUCCUUGUCCACGGCCGUGCAGAGCAUGGGGAUGUAUGGAAGUCUGCCUUGCAGCCAGCCCGGCACCUACAGCGUCCCUUCAGGAAUGAAUCAGCUGACCCAGCAGAGAAACCCAAACCAACUGAUAGCAAAUCAGAACAACCCCCUCAUGCCACGGCCUCCUGCCUUAGGGCCAAGUAGUAAUAAUAACGUGGCCACUUUUGCAGCUGGACCUGUUGGCAAUUCACAACAACUGAGACCAAAUUUAACCCAUACUAUGGCAAGCAUGCCAGCACAGAGAACGUCGAACGUAAUGAUCACAUCCAACACAACAGCACAAAACUGGGCCUCCCAAGAAGCGACAGCCAAACAGCAGGAAGCCCUGAAGUCCGCGGGAGUCCGCUUCCCCGCAGGGACACCUGCACCGUAUACUCCAAACCAGUCAUUGCAACAGGCGGUGGGUGGCCAGCAGUUUUCCCAGAGGGCAGUGGCUCCUCCUAAUCAGAUAACACCAGCAGUGCAAAUGAGACCUAUGAACCAAAUGGGCCAGACUCUGAAUGGACAAACCAUGGGGCCACUCAGAAGUCUGAAUCUCAGACCCAAUCAGCUGAGCACACAGGUUUUGCCUAAUUUGAACCAGUCAGGAACAGGGUUGAGUCAGCCAAGGACAGGCAUAAGCCAGCCACCCUCUCUGACACCUGGCAAUUUUCCGUCACCCAACCAAAGUUCCAGGGCUUUUCAAGGAACUGACCAUGGCAGUGACUUAGCUUUUGACUUUCUCAACCAACAGACGGAUAAUAUGGGCCCUGCCCUAAACAGUGAUGCUGAUUUCAUUGAUUCGUUGUUGAAGACAGAGCCUGGUAAUGAUGACUGGAUGAAAGACAUCAAUCUUGAUGAAAUCUUGGGGAACAACAACUAAAGGGGAGAGGGGAGAUGAUUCACCAACCCCAAGCACUAAAAGGCAGUAUUUUACAAGGACUCUGGAAAAGCCAACUGUUGACUUUUAGUUGACCUACAUAAAGAUACCGUGGCUUAAAAAUGGAAAGCAGAAAGUAACCGUGGUGGUGAAUGUUUUGGUCCAAAUGCUUGUUUUAAAUCUCAAACCUGACAGUAAAACAUUGGGAUCACUUUUCCCUGUCUAAACUCCAGGACACAGUAUCCAAUUUAUCCAAACAGAACUGCGAUGUUGAUGUGUAAUUAGCUGUGUAAAAUAGCCUUCCCAAGCUCCUUUUCUCCCCGAAAGAAAAUACAACUUUUAGCUUGUUUAAACCCCAUGUCAUGCGGAAGUAUUAGUUCCAGGCAACGAGCAACAAGCUCCUUAAUUUGUUCUAAUAGAUUUAAGUGUGGUUUAAUCUUUCCACUUUAUCUUUUCAUUUUAGUUUUCCUAAAACUUUCUAGAUUGAAGUGUUCCAGGUUUCUCUGGAGUAACCAAACACUGUCCUGAGUGAAGAAAAGCCGGAGAACCUAGAGAACAUGCAGUGAAUGGAGGAAUAUCUUCCCCAGGUUCACCCCUCACUCUCAGUUUUCCCACAUAUCCUGUACUUCAGUAAGAUGCUGUGUCUAGUGAUGAGACGCUGAAAUGUGAACACAGAGCUGUCCAACCCUAUUGGGCUUCCACAGCCAGUUUCUGAAUCCAUGUUCAGGACCUGUCGCGCGUGUCUACUUCAGAUUUCACUAUUUACAAAAGAAAGCACCCCGUUGGGCGUUGCUAUAAAGGAGAUUUAUUUGGCCACAAAUAACCUGGGGUGUUGCUUAUUGUGAUGGUCCCUGCUGGUUAGUUCCCAAACUGAGUGAAAUUGAGUCUGGUCCUCCUGGAUUAUUUUAAGACCAGACACUGAUUUGUAAGAAAAGGAAGUUUUGAGGUCAAAACUGAGAUUAGGAGGUAUCAUGUUUGGGUUAGAGAUAAGAAACAGAAGAUCGGACCAGGGAUGGCGAGUACGUGUGGGUACACGUCUGUGUCCUGGGGCUCGAAGGGAAGCAUAAUUGAAGAGGGAAAAUAAGCUGUCCUUACAUGGACAUACUUUGCGGGGAAACAGCUAAGUGAAUGGAAUGUGAUCUGUUGGUAACAGUCUAUUUGUUCUUCUGUCCCUGAAGUGGUGAAUCACUCCCACCUGCUAGAUGGACCCUUGUAUCCAGGUUUUCUCCCUCAGGGCUCAGGGCUGUGUCGGAGAAAGAGUUUUUGUUGAGUCACUUAACCACCGAGCCCACAUGCAGAGCAGCUGUGAAAGGGGAAGAUGUGUGCCAUCUGAGAGGGCCACAAAAUAUCACUAUCAUUUUCCUCAUUACAGAGGAGCACAGGCUAGCUUCAGCUGUUUUAGUUAUAUAGUCACCUAUUCAAUGAGCAAAUGUAAUUUAACUGAAGUCGUUUAAUAACUAAACCUUUAAAUAUCUGUUCUUAAAAAGAAUACAUGAAAGUUCUGCAAAACCCUCUCCCAAUCUGUCAAACGUCUAGAAGCACUCUCUUUUACGCAACACCACCAUCACUGGCCCAGAGUCUUUUCUGUGCUAGGUUGUAAAUAUAAAUGAAUUACUUGUUUUGUAAACUUUUGUAAAGAAUAUUUUGGUAGAAAUACUUAAAACAUAUUCUUUGGGUUAUAUUUAUACUUAUGUGAAAUAAAUAUACUAUCAAAAGGUUAUAUUUUAUACAAAAAGUAAAUUGUUACCUUUUGUAUGCUAAUAUACAAAGUUUUGUAUAAUAUGAUGGUUUAUUUUUAGCUCUACACUUAAUCCCUAGGUGGUCAAGUGGGAACUUUUAAAAACUAUCAAGAGGCUUGUUAGACAAAUCUAUAUUCUGAAACCUCAAUAAGAAAGCAUUCCAGGUUUCAAUCCUUUUUUUUUUUUUUUUUUUGCUCCGAAACUCUUUUUUAAACCCAUAGGUCUGUGUCUUAUUUUAUUAUUCUGCUGUGCACAUUGUAUCGGUCCUUGUUGCAUGUGGUCUACUGUGUGUUUUCCCUUUUUAUAGAACAGUGUUUCUCCAUGCAGAGAUGCAAGGAAAAGUUAUGUACAUAGAAACGCUUUUAUUUUACGGCUCCUCCAUGUUCCUGUAUAUAUCUGCCAGCACUUCCCAGUUACACUCCCUUGAUUCAGCUUAUUUUUGCCCUAACAUAAAUAGUAUGUUUUGUAGUAGCCAUCAAAUUUAAGAGAUAAAGCGAUCAGAAUGUUUGGAUCUUCUUCUAUCUUAAUGUGAAUUUUAUAAUUAAUGUCUAUUUAUUCAGCUAUUCAUUAAAAUACAGGAUUCUUUGGAAAACAUGAUGUAGUCUAUAGUUUCUGUUUGUUGGCAGCCUAGUACCAAAGAUGACGUAAUUUUCCUGAAAGCUGAGAUAAUGACAAUUUGAUAGACAUAUGUACCCAAAACUUUACAAUUUACAGCCUAAAAGCUAUUGGAAUACAAUCUCUCAUUUAUAGAAAUAUCGGACUACGUAAUUAUUGGCAUUGUUUCUCAUCCUGACAAUAUUAUAAAGGAGGUAGAAGCAAUUUUUCUUUUUUAAUUCAAAGGCUAGGAGGCAAUUUAAGCAAAUAAUUCAUCCUCGGCUGUGUGUUAAGCCCAAUGAAGAUAAAUAACUCUGCUCUCCAUGAAUGCACUAAUAUUACUUGCAUUACUGUAACUGUACCCAUAACUGUAAAGAUCUCAACUUGUAAAAUGAGUAUUUUGUAUUGCGUGUCAUUUUAUGUGUUAAAAAAUAGUUUUUAAACAUUCA
Molecule: messenger RNA, 6663 nt
Organism: Miniopterus natalensis
Lineage: Eukaryota; Metazoa; Chordata; Mammalia; Chiroptera; Miniopteridae
Gene: MAML2
Product: mastermind like transcriptional coactivator 2
Biological process (GO): Notch signaling pathway; positive regulation of transcription of Notch receptor target
Cellular component (GO): nuclear speck; nucleoplasm
Molecular function (GO): transcription coactivator activity
Source: RefSeq, a predicted model, not a curated record